This is a messenger RNA of Prunus armeniaca (apricot), 933 nucleotides long. The record is from the annotation of a GenBank genome assembly. NCBI's taxonomy places the organism in Eukaryota, Viridiplantae, Streptophyta, Magnoliopsida, Rosales, Rosaceae.
AUGAGCUUCACUGACUGUCUCCAUGGCUCAAUGGACUACAACACCCUCUCAAGAGCCUUUGACAUGUCAUGUUCUUCAUCUGAAGUCAUUUCUCCCCAGUUGGACCAUGAGAAUUCCAAGAACCAGCAGGCUGCUGCAGCUGCAGGUGUAGGAGAUCACUCGGUGGGGACUAGCACCACCGAAAACCCAUCUACACCAAACUCCUCAGUUUCUUCAUCAUCUAAUGAAGCUGCUGGUUCUCAUGAACAUGACGAUUCAGAGAAGAAGAAGAAAGAAAAGCAGCCAAAAGUGGCAGUGUGUGAUGAAGCGGCAGGAGAUGAGGAAGACAAGUCAAAGAAAGGGAGCAAAGCGAAAAAGAAAGAGAAACGGCAGAGGGAACCACGGUUUGCCUUCCUGACUAAGAGCGAAGUGGAUCACCUUGAAGAUGGAUACAGAUGGAGAAAGUACGGACAGAAGGCAGUCAAGAACAGCCCUUAUCCUAGAAGUUAUUAUAGAUGCACUACUCAAAAGUGCGUAGUAAAGAAGCGCGUCGAGAGAUCAUUUCAAGAUCCAUCUAUUGUGAUCACAACAUAUGAGGGUCAGCACAACCAUCAGUGUCCGGCAACACUCCGGGGAAAUCUCAAUCUCAAUGCCGUUGGAAUGCUGUCCCCUAAUUCCCUUUUGACAUCUGCGUCUCUCAAUGGAUCAGCGAGAUUUCAACAUGAAUUCUUAACUCAGUUUCUCCCAAUGAACAACCAACUGCAAUUGCAAUUGCAAAGCCAUCAUCAUCAGGAUGAUCACCAAGCAAGUAAUUCCAUGAUAUAUUCAAACCUCGUGGCCCCUCGCCCUCAUCAUCAUCAUCAGCAGCAGCAUCAGCGGCAGCAGCUACAUGUUCCUGACUAUGGGUUAUUGCAAGAUUUAGUUCCUUCAUUUGGUCACAAGCAAGAGCCAUGA